Messenger RNA from Suncus etruscus (white-toothed pygmy shrew), 1812 nucleotides. RefSeq names its product transforming growth factor beta 1 induced transcript 1 (gene TGFB1I1). Bases 13 to 1401 code for a protein of 462 amino acids. The record is from RefSeq and is a predicted model, not a curated record. Lineage: Eukaryota; Metazoa; Chordata; Mammalia; Eulipotyphla; Soricidae. The transcript has 11 exons.
UCGCGCCCCGCCAUGGAGGACCUGGAUGCUCUACUCUCCGAUCUGGAGACCACCACUUCACACAUGCCAAGAUCAGGGGCUUCAAAAGAACAAUCCCCAGAACCUCUCACAUCUCCCCUAUCCUAUGGCCAUCAGCCACAGAUGGGGUCUGGGGACUCUUCAGGAACCUCUGGAGAUAAGGACCACCUAUACAGUACUGUCUGCAAACCUCGGUCCCCAAAGUCUAUGGCCUCUGGAGCUCCUCCAUUCUCCUCUUCCAGUGGAGUCUUGGGUUCGGGGCUCUGUGAGCUAGACCGGUUGCUUCAAGAACUUAAUGCCACUCAGUUCAACAUCACAGAUGAAAUAAUGUCUCAGUUCCCAUCUAGCAAGGAAACUUCAGAGGAAAAGAAAGAGGAUCAAUCUGAAGAUGAAAAAAGAUCCAACCUCACUCCCAGUCCAAACCCUGUUCUGUCAAAGCCUUCAGCCACCUCAGCCACCCUGGAGCUGGAUAGACUGAUGGCUUCACUCUCUGACUUCCGUGUUCAGAACCAUCUUCCGACCUCUGCGCCAAGCCAGCCACCAGCGCCAGGUUCUGCGAAUGAGGGUUCCUUGUCUACACCAGGCCCUGCAAACAAUAAAGGAAGCCUAGAUACUAUGCUGGGAUUGCUGCAGUCGGACCUCAGCCGCCAAGGAGUUCCCACCCAGGCCAAGGGCCUCUGCAGCUCCUGCAAUAAACCCAUUGCUGGACAAGUCGUAACAGCUCUGGGACGCGCUUGGCACCCUGAACACUUCCUUUGCGGUGGCUGUUCUACAACCUUGGGAGGCAGCAGUUUCUUCGAGAAGGAAGGAUCCCCAUUCUGCCCCGAGUGCUACUUUGAGCGCUUCUCCCCACGCUGUGGUCUCUGCAAUCAACCCAUCAGACACAAGAUGGUCACUGCCUUGGGCACCCACUGGCACCCGGAGCACUUCUGCUGCGUCAGUUGUGGGGAACCUUUUGGAGAUGAAGGUUUCCACGAGCGCGAGGGCCGCCCCUACUGCCGCCGGGACUUUCUGCAGCUGUUCGCCCCGCGUUGCCAGGGCUGCCAAGGCCCCAUUCUGGAUAACUACAUCUCUGCGCUCGGGGCACUCUGGCAUCCUGACUGCUUUGUCUGCAGAGAAUGCUUCGCGCCCUUCUCAGGAGGCAGCUUUUUCGAGCACGAAGGCCGCCCACUGUGCGAGAGCCACUUCCACGCGCGGCGUGGCUCUCUCUGCGCCACAUGCGGCCUCCCAGUGACGGGUCGCUGCGUGUCAGCACUGGGCCGCCGUUUCCACCCUGACCACUUCACCUGUACCUUCUGCCUGCGCCCGCUCACCAAGGGCUCUUUUCAGGAGCGAGCCGGCAAGCCCUACUGCCAGCCCUGCUUCCUCAAGCUCUUUGGUUGACCAUGGCUCUUCUGAUUGGUCCCUCCUGGAGGAUGGCAAAGUCAAGUCCUUCUCAGAGUUUGGGUUCUCCAGACCAACUAGAUCUUCUUGCUCUAUCAAUUGUGGCCCUUGCCAAUCCCUACCCUUUCACUCCCCAACUCUGUGGUGCCCUAUCUACUGGAGAGACCCCACCCUAAGGUACUGUCCGUUCUCCCAUGGUCAAUUUCAGAAAAGGCCCCCCCAAGGGGCGAGGCAAGGCCUCACCCACCAAAGCAGGAAGUGUAAUUCUGAGGGUCCCUGGGGCCCUUCACAUCAUUUUCCCAUUCUCUGAGGCUGCCAGCUCAUCAGAGACUGCCAGGGGCCUUCUAGCUCCAGUUCCCUCACUACUAUGUGCACUUUUUUUUCUACUAUAUAAAAACACACUUCUAGUCA